Erinaceus europaeus (western European hedgehog) is the source of this 3939-nucleotide messenger RNA. RefSeq names its product solute carrier family 35 member F5 (gene SLC35F5). Bases 298 to 1872 code for a protein of 524 amino acids. Gene Ontology annotation, cellular component: membrane. The record is from RefSeq and is a predicted model, not a curated record. The transcript is spliced from 16 exons. Gene Ontology annotation, biological process: regulation of peptide transport. NCBI's taxonomy places the organism in Eukaryota, Metazoa, Chordata, Mammalia, Eulipotyphla, Erinaceidae.
GGCCGGUCGGCUGAGCGACCGACGGACCCGCCGGCCGGGGGUGGGGCGGGGGCCACAGGGUCCUGUUCCGGGCUUCCGCGGCCAUCGCUGCUUACGCCGUCCCUGGGCUUCUCGCGCUGCGCCGCCUCCCGGGCCGCGCGGAGCCAGCGGGAUUGGGCAGCGUCGCCCGGAGGUGCACGGUGCCCUCGGGCACCGGCCUGGAGCGCAGAGCCAUGCACGGCGUUGUCGCCGCGCUGUGAGGCGGAGUCCGCGGCCGUGGCGCUGGGCGGCGGCGGCGGGGCCGGGCCGAGUCCGCUCAUGGUGCCGCCACGACGCCACCGCGGGGCAGGAAGGCCAGAUGUGCUGAGUUCCUCACCUCCUUUUAGACUCAGCUCUGCCAAGUUUUCAGGCUUUGCCCUUGAAGAUCUCAGAAAGGCCUUUAACAUAAGACUGCAAAUGCUGUGUGUGUUUAUCAUGAACCGAUUGAAUUCCCAGAGCAGUGGUUUCAGUCAACGCAGGAGAAUGGCUCUUGGGAUUGUAAUUCUUCUCCUUGUUGAUGUGAUAUGGGUGGCGUCCUCUGAACUUACUUCGUAUGUUUUUACUCAGUACAACAAACCAUUCUUCAGCACCUUUGCAAAAACAUCAAUGUUUGUUCUCUACCUUUUGGGUUUUAUUGUUUGGAAGCCAUGGAGACAGCAGUGUACACGGAGAUUUCGAGGAAAGCAUGCUGCUUUUUUUACAGAUGCUGAAGGCUACUUUGCUGCUUGCUCAACAGACACAACUAUUAAUAGUUCUUUGAGUGAACCCUUAUAUGUUCCUGUGAAAUUUCAUGAUCUUCCAAGUGAAAAAUCUGAGAACAUAAAUAUUGACACUGAAAAAACUCCCAAAAAGUCUCGUGUAAGGUUCAGUAAUAUCAUGGAGAUUCGACAACUUCCGUCAAGCCAUGCAUUGGAAGCUAAGUUGUCUCGCAUGUCAUACCCUACUGUGAAAGAACAAGAAUUUUUACUCAAAACUGUUGGAAAACUUACUGCAACUCAAGUAGCAAAAAUUAGCUUUUUUUUUUGCUUUGUGUGGUUUUUGGCAAAUUUGUCAUAUCAAGAAGCUCUUUCAGACACACAAGUUGCUAUAGUUAAUAUUUUAUCUUCAACUUCUGGACUUUUUACCCUAAUUCUUGCUGCAGUGUUUCCAAGUAACAGUGGUGAUAGAUUUACUCUUUCUAAACUAUUAGCUGUGAUUUUAAGUAUUGGAGGUGUUGUACUGGUAAACCUGUCAGGGUCUGAAAAAUCUGCUGGAAGAGAUACAAUAGGUUCUAUUUGGUCUCUUGUUGGAGCCAUGCUCUAUGCCGUCUAUAUUGUUAUGAUUAAAAGGAAAGUAGACAGAGAAGAUAAGUUGGAUAUCCCUAUGUUCUUUGGUUUUGUAGGUCUGUUUAAUCUGCUGCUCUUAUGGCCAGGUUUCUUUUUACUUCAUUAUACUGGAUUUGAGGACUUUGAGUUUCCCAAUAAAAUAGUAUUAAUGUGCAUUAUCAUUAAUGGCCUUAUUGGAACAGUACUCUCAGAAUUCCUGUGGUUGUGGGGCUGCUUUCUUACCUCGUCAUUGAUAGGCACACUUGCACUAAGCCUUACAAUACCUCUGUCCAUAAUAGCUGACAUCUGUAUGCAGAAGGUGCAGUUUUCUUGGCUAUUUUUUGCAGGAGCUAUCCCUGUAUUUUUUUCAUUUUUUAUUGUAACUUUACUGUGCCAUUAUAAUAAUUGGGAUCCUGUGAUGGUGGGAAUCAGAAGAUUUUUUGCCUUUAUUUGCAGAAAACAUCGAAUUCAACGGGUUCCAGAAGACAGUGAACAAUGUGAGAGUCUGAUUCCUAUGCAUGGUGUUUCUCAGGAGGAUGGAGCUAGUUAGCUGCUUCUGUAAUUAAGAUUGAUAAUGGAAUAUUAUACAGCGAAGAGACAAUCUCUGACAGUUUUUUGUAGAAAAACAAGUUUCAGUGCUUAGUCUGAAAUAUAACAGUUUCAGUUCUUUGGAACUCUAAAAUAUAUUUCUUUAUACUUGUUUUCUUCAUUUUCAUAGUGAAGAGCUUUGUUAUGUAACUGUAUAUACUACUACAAUUAUAGGAAGUUCCAGCCCACAAUUCAUCUUAAAGACCAAUCUGCCUUAUAUUUCUCAAGGAAUUCAACUGAUGAAAUAAUUUUAAUUAAUCAAGAAAUGAAAUCCUCAUGCCUGGAGACUCUAUUUUCACAUAUUAUUUGUUGAAUGCUGGAUUCUAUUGAAAUGUUUUCAAGAAAUUAUUUAUGUAUGUAGAUCCAUGUUUCUUACAGGUAAAACGCUAAAAUAAAAUGCCUAUAGUAGGUAUGGAUUGUAUUUUUGAGUUUUAUAUAAUAUUGCAAAUGAACACAGAAAAAUGUUUGUUUAAUAAGUAUACUCAUGCCAAAUUAGUGGUUACUUUUAAAAUCAUCCUCACUUGAGAAAAGAUACAGCUCGUUCACACAACAUGUAUUGUCACUUCAUAGCAUUAGAUGCCUUGUAUUUUAACUCAAACAAGCCAUGGCAGAACUUUAAGGUGAAAGUAUUGUUAAAUGAAGAGUUAUGUAAUUCUUUUUUUAUAAAAUGUUUUUAUUCGUGAUUUAAUAGUGGUUUACAAGAUGAGUUAUAUAUUUCUACCGGCAAUAAAUUUAAUUGCUAGAAAGUUCUGUUUAAUUUAGAGUUUUGAGGAAAUACUCUCUCUUCAACUGAAAAAUUUUCAUAAUGGAAUGAGGUUAAUUGAAGUGAUAAGGGGGAAUUAUUAAAAUAAAUGUCUAUUUAUUUUUGCACUAUAGAUCUAUCAGUUUAUGAUUUUCCCCCCACAUAUAAACAUGCCAAACUACCCGACAACUGGAUGCUUCUUUAAGUAAUUCUGUUUUUCCUAAAUAAAACUUUACUAAGAUACUAAAGAAGAAAGGCAAGAUUUGCACUUUGAAAAUUCAGAUUAACUUUUUUUUCCCUACCAAGCUUCAAUUUACAAUAUUCCUAAUUGCAGUUCUUGUAUUUAGGACUUAUAUGUACUUACUGUGCAACUGCUCUUGGACUCUGAUAGACGUCAGUGAUUAAACAUGAGUCUUAGGAUUCAGCCAGAUUUUUGUUAAAUCAGAAGCUACUUCCUUUCCAAGAUUUGUGUGGACAGUUUAUUUCUUUUCAAAUAUAAUAAUUAUUUUUUCCUUUGCAGUAUCUGGCUUCAGUUUACCCUAAUUGCUUUGUUUUUGCCCUAAGUUUUAAAGUUUGGUUAUCUUCUCAGUCCUAAAGAUUUCUAGCUUACAUUAGUUAAAGGUUAUUUUGGUAUUAAAUUGUAAAAACAGACAUCUGUUCUCCUAUUUGGUGCCACAAUAAUUUUUGCUAAGCUAAAAUGACAGUGAUAUUAGUUUGGCAAAGGGUAAAAAGCAUGCAAAGAAUAUUGACCUCUGAGGAGUUUUCUUUCAAAAGUAAUUUAAUGAACUAACAUUUCAUUUUCUCUAUGCCUGAUUUUUGAAAUGUAUCAGCUAGAACUUUGGUUUUAUUUGAGCUCUUUGAUAUCUCAUCAAUACGUUCAGUAGUUAGUAGAGUAAAAUAGUUGGAAACAAGAGAUUUAAAUUAUUGUAUCAAUACAGUAGGAAAAGAGGUCGAACUUUGUAUUUGGAGGUUCAUGUACUCUAUUCAGACGAACAUAAGUCACGUGCUGUUACUCAGGAGUCUAGGAAGAGUAAGCCGUAGCUGCUAUGCUACAUGAUUCUUGACGAGGACUUUGACAAGGCUGCUGUUUUCUGCUUAGCAAUAGGAAGCAUCAUUAAAUUGGCUAAUUUAAAGUAUUGAAAGUAUUUAUUCACCCACCAAUUAACUUUUUCAGAUUUUAUUUCAUUGAUUUUUGUAUUUGAAUACUAUAGCAUGGCCAGUGAACUUUCUUUUUACAUAUUUGUUAUUAAGGGUUCAUCUUCUCAAGAAAUAAAACUGUAAUGACUA